Molecule: messenger RNA, 3045 nt
Organism: Schistocerca cancellata (South American locust)
Lineage: Eukaryota; Metazoa; Arthropoda; Insecta; Orthoptera; Acrididae
Exons: 16
Coding region: 1-3045 (1014 amino acids)
Source: RefSeq, a predicted model, not a curated record
AUGGUUCAUACUUCCAGGAUUGUGGAAGCCAGAGAAAUGGGAGAAGAAGACAGUCCAGUGGUAACGCCGAGUUUCUUUGACACAUUCUUUGAAGGGUUGUCGCAUGAAUAUGCUGAGAAUGACAAAGAAAAACGUGUUCCAGACGGCGACUCAAGUGGUACGACAGAAUCAGCUGGUCAAAAUGAUGAAUCCUAUUAUGAUGCCAUCUUCAGAAGAAGUACAGUGGGCAAGACUGUAUUAUUGCUGGAGGAGGCUGCAGCACGUGUUCCAGACUCGAAACCCAACGGAGCAUCAAAGGAAGCUGCUCCAUUGUCUGCGCCCAGCGUAGAAUGCAGCUACAGAUCAGUAAUUGUGCGUGCGCCACCUGCGGUGGAACAACAGCAGUCUUCAGAACGGAAGGAGCAAGCAGAGCUGUGGCGGGCUGGUGUUAGGCAGCCUCCACCCCGAUCCCAGUUGGCCUCCACAAUGUGUCUGCUGACAUUGCCUGUCCCUAACACACCAAAACCCAUGUAUACUGCAGUGUCUGUGUGCAACAGCAGCUGUACAUUACAUGAAGGUGGCUCAGAAAAGCGUCCAGCUACUAUUGGAUCUACCCACCAACAAAGCUCUUGUACAAGGGAGGAGCAAGCAGGGCUGCGUUGGGAUGGUGUUAGGCAGCCACCGCCCAGGUCCCAGUCAACCCCCACACUGAAUCCACUGACACCGCCUGUCCCCACUGCACAAAACCCCUUGUACACUGCAGUGUCCUGGUCUGCCCCUUCACACUGUCUUCUGCAAAGGCCUGUCCCCAUUGUGCCGCAACCUGUGUAUACUGCAGUGUCCAUGAGCAACACCAGACAUACAUUGCAUGAAGGUAGCUCAGAAAAGCAUGCGGCUACAUUUGGGUCCAUCCACCAGCAAAGCUCCUGUACAGGGGGGGAGCAAGCAGAGCUGUGGCCAGCUGGUGUAAGGAAGCCUCUACCACCAUCCCAGUUGGCCCUCUCACUGCCGGAGCAGCUGGGGCCUCUCCCCAUCCCACCGAAACCGAAAGCCGUGUAUACAGUAGCAUCUCUGUGCAACAGCAGCAGUACAUCACAAGAUGGUGGCUCAGAGGGGGGCGCAGCUACAAUUGAUUUUACUCACCAGCAAGGAUCCUGUACAAGGGAGGAGCAAUCUGGGCUGUGGCAGGCUGGUGUUAGGCAGCACCCACCUCUAGCCUCAUUGGGCCCCUCACUGCAUAUGCUGCCAGUGCCUGUCCGCAGUGCAUCAAAAGUUGUGUAUACUGCAGAAUCCCUAUGUAAAAGCAGCGCUACAUCACAUGAAGAUGCCUCAGAAAAGCAUGCAGCUACAAUUGUGUCUCCCCACCAGCAAAGCUCCUGUACAGGGGAGGAGCAAGCAGGGCUGUGGUCAUCUGGUGUUAGGCAGCCUCUACCCCCAUCCCAGUUGGCCCACUCACUGCCAGAGCAGCUAGGGCCUCUCCCCAUCCCACCGAAAGCUAUGUAUAGAGCUGCAUCUCUGUGCAGCAGCAGCAGCAGCACACAAUAUGAGGGAGGCUCAGCAGAGAGUGCAUCUACAAUUGGCUCUACCCACCAGCAAGGAUCCUCUACAGGGGAGGAGCAAGCUGGGUUGUGGCAGGCUGGUGUCAGGCAGCCUGCACCUCUAGCCCCAUUGGGUCCCUCACAGCAUAUGCUGCCAAUGCCUGUCCCCACUGCAUCAAAAGUUACGGAGGAGCAAGCUGGGUUGUGGCAGGCUGGUGUCAGGCAGCCUGCACCUCUAGCCCCAUUGGGUCCCUCACAACAUAUGCUGCCAAUGCCUGUCCCCACUGCAUCAAAAGUUACGUAUACUGCAGCGUCCCUAUGCUGCAGCAGUAGUACAGCACAUGAAGAUGGCUCAAAAAAGCGUGCAGCUACGAUUGUGUCUCGCCACCAGCAUAGCUCCUGGACAGGGGAGGAGCAAGCUGGAUUGUGGCAGGCUGGUGUCAGGCAGCCUGCACCUCUAGCCCCAUUGGGUCCCUCACAGCAUAUGCUGCCAAUGCCUGUCCCCACUGCAUCAAAAGUUACGUAUACUGCAGCGUCCCUAUGCUGCAGCAGUAGUACAGCACAUGAAGAUGGCUCAAAAAAGCGUGCAACUACGAUUGUGUCUCGCCACCAGCAUAGCUCCUGUACAGGGGAGGAGCAAGCUGGGUUGUGGCAGGCUGGUGUCAGGCAGCCUGCACCUCUAGCCCCAUUGGGUCCCUCACAACAUAUGCUGCCAAUGCCUGUCCCCACUGCAUCAAAAGUUACGUAUACUGCAGCGUCCCUAUGCUGCAGCAGUAGUACAGCACAUGAAGAUGGCUCAAAAAAGCGUGCAGCUACGAUUGUGUCUCGCCACCAGCAUAGCUCCUGUACAGGGGAGGAGCAAGCUGGGUUGUGGCAGGCUGGUGUCAGGCAGCCAGCACCUCUAGCCCCAUUGGGUCCCUCAUGGCAUAUGCUGCCAAUGCCUGUCCCCACUGCAUCAAAAGUUACGGAGGAGCAAGCUGGGUUGUGGCAGGCUGGUGUCAGGCAGCCUGCACCUCUAGCCCCAUUGGGUCCCUCACAACAUAUGCUGCCAAUGUCUGUCCCCACUGCAUCAAAAGUUACGUAUACUGCAGCGUCCCUAUGCUGCAGCAGUAGUACAGCACAUGAAGAUGGCUCAAAAAAGCGUGCAACUACGAUUGUGUCUCGCCACCAGCAUAGCUCCUGUACAGGGGAGGAGCAAGCUGGGUUGUGGCAGGCUGGUGUCAGGCAGCCUGCACCUCUAGCCCCAUUGGGUCCCUCACGGCAUAUGCUGCCAAUGACUGUCCCCACUGCAUCAAAAGUUACGGAGGAGCAAGCAGGGCUGUGGCCAGCUGGUGUUAGGCAAUCUCUACCCCCAUCCCAGGUGGCCCUCUCACUGCCUCCACUGCGGGGGCCUCCCCCCAUCCCACUGAAAAGCAUGUAUACGGUAGAAUCUCUGUGCAACAGCAGCAGAACAUCAUAUGAGGAUGGCUCAGCAGAGGGUGCAGCUACAAUUGGUUCUACCCAUGAGCAGGGAUCCUGUACAGGGUAA